UUAUGUACUUAUUUGGUGCAUUGAUAUAAAUUCUGGUUGGAUAUUUUAUGCACUAGGGAGAUUGACUCGAUGAGGGUAUUUGUUGGAAACCUGUAUUAAUCGAUCCAACUGGUUGAGGAGAAACCGCCAUUUCGAUUUAUAAGAUGGAUCCCCGCCGCCACAAUGCCCAGGACGUUGUCCGAUGUGACUUAUGUAAGGAGAACAUAGUGCAGAGCUACUGUGACUUUUGUCAUGUCAGCCUUUGCAAGCCCUGUAUAGGAGAACAUAUCUCGGAUGAGUAUGACAAACAUAGAAUAGUUUCCUUUAAGGAAAGAAAAUCAACCUUAAUGUUUCCAACAUGUAAAUCGCAUUCCAAAGAAACAUGUAAAUUGCAAUGCAAGUCAUGUACUGUCUUAAUGUGUGCUUUGUGUGCUGCAUCCGAAACACAUAAAGGUCACGAUUUCAUAGUCCUUGAAGACAUCUACAAGACAAAUAAAACGGGUAUAGAAAAAGAUGCUGAAGAAAUAGAAAAAGUUAUUGCCCCUACGUAUGAAGAAAUAAGGAACGAGUUAAUUACACAGAUUGAAAGUCUCAAUGAAGACUAUGAGAAAAUUACAAUAGUUAUAUCAGAACAAGGUGUAAAAUGGCACACAGAAGUUGAAAGAGUCAUUAACAAAACGAAGAAUGAAAUAACAGAGAUAAAAGAGAAACACCGUCAUAUAUUAGAGAAACAUUUGAAUAAAAUCAAACAGAUCGAAUUCUUGAUUAAAGAGAACGUAUCUACCUUAAAGGAUCUUGAGGAAUCUAACGAUGUGACUGUGAUUGUAAAUUACAGAACCAAAAUUAAUGAAUUUAGAAAGAUGCCUUUCAAAGUUCAUGUCACACUGCCAACAUUUUGUCCCAAGCCUAUCAACAGAGAUCAGGUUUGCGAAAUGUUUGGAACCCUAAGACCUUUAGUCUCAACAAUAAAAGAAGAUGGCUACACGAAUGAGUUACCAGAGGAUUCAUCCAGAGAACUGAUAGAUAUACCUGAGUUCAUCAAUACGUUUAACACAGGGUAUGACAAUCUUCUAUGUGUUUCCUUUCACACUGAAGAAGAAAUAUGGACAAGUACGAGCUGUGAUAGAAUUAUCAAAUGCUUCACUACUAGUGGCAAAUGUAUGAAUACCAUCAUAACAAAACAAGGAAGCUAUACAGAUAAUAUAGCAGUCACAAGUACUGGAGAUUUAGUGUAUUGUGACCGUGCAUCAAAGACUUUGAAUCAAGUCAAAGAUGGAAAAAUAGAAGAGAUAAUUGUAUGUCAAGGAUGGAAACCUAUGAAUUUGUGUAUUAGCUCUACUGGUGAACUUCUAAUAGCAUUUUCUAAAGAUGACAGAACUCAAUCUAAAGUUGUCCGAUACUCAGGAAGUACAGAGAAACAAACAAUUCAGUUUGAUGAUGAAGGUAAACCUCUGUACUCCAGUAGUUUUAGCACUAAAUGCGUCGCUGAAAACAAAAACCAUGACAUCUGUGUAGCUGACUGGGGGGCUGGUGCAGUAGUGGCGGUUAAUCAGAACGGGAAACUCAGAUGGCGAUGCAUCGGUCAUCCCUCAGUUACCAAGGAAAAUCCUUUUAAACCUUUUGGCAUCACAACAAAUAGCCAGAGUCAGAUCCUGACGGCAGACCGCGACAACCACUGUAUCCACAUCCUAGACCAGGAUGGACAGUUCUUACGCUACAUCGAAAACGUGAAAAAUCCUCACGGUCUCUGUGUUGAUUAUCUUGACAAUUUGUAUGUUACCGAGCAAUGGACUGGGGAUGUAAAGGUCAUCAGAUAUCUUAAAUGAAUACUGACAUUUUGUAAAUAAUGUAUGUUGUACAUUACUCAGUUCAAUGGGGUAAAACUGUAGUCACUUAUUUGACAUUAACUGAAAAGUUGAAAGUCCUUUCUUUCCAUUUUGAUAAUGAUACAUACAUACACAAUCCUGGAAAUGUGAAGAUCAUCAAAUAUCUCAUAUAAAUGGCAGACGAGUGUGUAAAUACAAUAUGCUCUAAUUCACAGUGUUUCUGAUUAUUUUUUUUCCUUUAUAUUAAGUACAGUAUAUAGGCCUUUAAAAUAUAUUCAUUCGUGUUAACUGAUAUAUUACAGAAUUGUUAUAAAUGUUUUGUGUUGUGUAUUUGAUUUGAUUGAAAAUAAAUACGAUUUACAAUCACAGUGGAUGUAAGUUACUUUUUAUAUUUUGUACGUAUUUACAUGUAUCAAUACUAGAAUA
This is a messenger RNA of Magallana angulata, 2231 nucleotides long. RefSeq lists its product as uncharacterized. Lineage: Eukaryota; Metazoa; Mollusca; Bivalvia; Ostreida; Ostreidae. The record is from RefSeq and is a predicted model, not a curated record. The transcript has 2 exons. Bases 144 to 1805 code for a protein of 553 amino acids. Gene Ontology annotation, molecular function: zinc ion binding; protein binding.